GUUGUCUGCUGUCUAGUAUAGUGCCAUCUUGAGCUCGGACGUCCGUGUCUCCGUGAGCCGCACAGAGCCGCGCCAAGAAUUCGCGGACGUCGGAGAAACUCACUGCCGUAGCGGGUGUGCACACGUUUUUAUUUCUUCCCACUUUCACGUCGCUCUUCCUUUCCUUCUUCUUACACCUCUCAAUUCCCGUCCUCAAAGCUUAUAGCCUUCGGGUUUAAUGACAUGAGCUCUUGACCGGUCUCCUAACCCAUCAUCUAGCAUUUUCCUAUUCAUCUCUCUGAUUUAAUCGGCAGAAAUGGAUGUCUUCUGGCGGGCACCUCCCGUGGCCAGGACACUCACUGCAUUGACCCUCAUUGAGUCACUCCUGUUUUGGGGCAGGCUUAUCACUGGCAAAUACAUUUUCUUCGUCCCGACGAAAAUCUUCUUCCACUUGCCUCCACAGGUCUGGCGAUUGGCAACCUGCUUCUUCCUGACUGGCCCAGAUUUGGAGUUCGUCUUUGAUCUGUACAAUCUAUGGCGCUACAGCAGUGCCCUGGAGAGUCAGUCGGGUCGCUUCUCCAAGCCUGGUGACUUUUUCAUCUACAUCCUGUUCGUAAGCACCGUCAUUCUGCUUACCGCAGGCUUCUAUCUGGGCUAUGGCUCCUUCCUCCAUGCCCUGAUCAUGGCCCUGGUCUGGACCUUUGCCCAGGACAAACGUGGCACCCGUGUGAGAUUCUUCGUCAUUGACAUCCCGGUGAUUUACUUGCCCGCCGCCAUGUUAUGUAUCACCAUGGUUCGUGGCGGGUGGCCUGCAAUGCUGUUGGAAUGUACCGGUAUCCUGGGUGCCCAUCUCUACGACUUCAUCACCCGCCUCUACCCGACCUUCGGCGGCGGCCGAAACUUCAUCUUCACCCCUCUCUUCGUGCAGAAAUUCUUCUACAAGCACACCCCGAAUUCUGGAUACCGUGGGUACGGCACGGCUUACCAUGCACCCCAACCAUCCGAGUCUGCCCCCCAGAGUCGAGCCUCUGGUGCUGACACCGGGAGCAGUUGGGGUAGCUGGGGAUCUGGACGCAGACUGGGCUAAGUUCAAUGGCUCCAUGCAAUCUAGAAGGGCUUGAGCAGGCAUAGAAAGUGUAGUCUUCUAUUUCUCUCGUUAUGCCCUCUCCAGGGUCUUCUUACCUUGGGGAGUAUCAUCGUUAAGGAUGGGCUCUCUCCAUGAUCCCACCAAAUUUUGUAUAAAUUAGCAUUACAUCGUACCGACUCUUCCUUAAUCCAUAGCGGUAUCAAAUUUCAUUACCAUGCAAGUCCAUC
Molecule: messenger RNA, 1293 nt
Organism: Penicillium brasilianum
Lineage: Eukaryota; Fungi; Ascomycota; Eurotiomycetes; Eurotiales; Aspergillaceae
Source: the annotation of a GenBank genome assembly